CAAUCACCAAAUGCUCGCCUCUUCGACCUCCGCGUCGACGUCAUCGAGGCCGGGUUCCCCGCCUCCUCCCCCGACGACCUCGAGGCCGUCCGAUCGAUCGCCAGAGAGGUCGGGAAUCAGGUGGAUGAGUGUGGUUAUGUUCCCGUGAUAUGCGGGCUGGCGAGGUGCAUGAAGGGGGAUAUUGAACGGUCGUGGGAGGCGGUGAGGUUUGCAAGGAGGCCAAGGAUUCAUACGUUUAUUGCGACGAGCGAUAUACAUUUGGUGCAUAAGUUGAAUAAGAGUAGGGAGGAGGUGGUUAGGAUUGCGAGGGAGAUGGUGGCGUUUGCAAGGGGGUUGGGGUGUGUUGAUGUUCAAUUUAGCCCCGAGGAUGCUGGAAGGUCAGACCGAGAAUUUCUUUAUCACAUUCUUGAAGAAGUUAUUAAAGCAGGAGCAACAACUGUCAAUAUUCCCGAUACAGUUGGUUACACUCUUCCUUCUGAGUUUGGUCAGUUGAUUGCUGAUAUAAAAGCUAACACACGUGGCAUAGAGAAUGCAAUCAUUUCAACACACUGCCAAAAUGAUCUUGGUCUUGCAACAGCUAACACGUUAGCAGGUGCUUAUGCAGGGGCAAGGCAAUUAGAAGUUACUGUCAAUGGUAUUGGUGAAAGAGCUGGAAAUUUUCGAUUGGAUUCUGUGUAGGUUGUCAUGGCCAUACAGUGUCGUACAGAACAAAUGGGAGGGCUUUAUACUGCGAUAAACACUAAGCAUAUUUCAAUGGCAAGUAAGAUGGUGGCAGAAUACAGUGGGUUGCAAGUGCAACCACAUAAAGCUAUUGUAGGAGCCAAUGCUUUUGCUCAUGAAAGUGGCAUUCACCAGGACGGAAUGCUCAAAUUCAAAGGCACUUAUGAGAUUAUGUCUCCUGAUGAUAUUGGAUUGUCUCGGUCAAAUGAAUCCGGUAUUGUUCUCGGAAAGCUCAGUGGUCGCCAUGCUUUGAAAUCUAAGCUUUCUGAGCUAGGUUAUAUAAUAGACGGGAAGGAACUUGAUGAUGUGUUCAAGCGCUUCAAAGAAAUUGCAGAAAAAAAGAAGCAUAUAUCUGAUGAUGACAUAGAAGCACUGAUUACAAAUGAGUUAUUUCAACCGAAAGUCAUUUGGUCACUUGGUGGUUUACAGGUUACCUCUGGUUCUCUUGGCCUCUCUACAGCAACCGUGAAGCUUGUUACAGCAGAUAAUAAAGAGAAGAUUGCAUGCUCAAUAGGAACAGGUCCAGUUGAUGCAGCUUAUAAAGCUGUCGAUAGUAUAGUCCAGAUUCCAGUGACCCUUCUAGAGUACUCGAUGAAUGCAGUCACAGAAGGUAUAGAUGCAAUUGCCUCAACAAGAGUACGUAUUCGUGGAGAUGACAGCCCUUUAUCUACCCACGCCAUGUCAGGAGAAACUAUCCGUACUUUCAGUGGAAGUGGAGCAGAUGUGGAUGUUGUGGUUUCAAGCGUUCGUGCAUAUCUGAGCGCAUUAAACAAGAUGUUGGGUUUUAGGGACAGGUCUUCGGGCGAAAGUACAAAGAAUAGUAAAAGGGUUAUGGUUCAGAGUGGAUAGAAUUUUCGUUGUGGUAGAAGAAACGGUCUAAUUUAUGAUCUCAAGGGAAGCGUUUCAUCUCACUUUCAAGUUUCAAACUGUAGGGUAGAGUGGGUUUAUGUACAUGACAAUGUACUUUUUAAGUGUUAUUUUAGUUCUAAAGUUUAGUUAGCCGUAGUCCCUGCUUUUGUUUAGAGAAUUAAUGAGGUUUGCUUAAUGAAUGUACUUUAUAAUAAAAGUUGAGCUGAGUUUAUACAAAUGCAGCGUUGCUAGA
Molecule: messenger RNA, 1822 nt
Organism: Asparagus officinalis (garden asparagus)
Lineage: Eukaryota; Viridiplantae; Streptophyta; Magnoliopsida; Asparagales; Asparagaceae
Product: 2-isopropylmalate synthase A-like
Exons: 12
Biological process (GO): L-leucine biosynthetic process
Cellular component (GO): chloroplast
Molecular function (GO): 2-isopropylmalate synthase activity
Source: RefSeq, a predicted model, not a curated record